AUGCACCAAGUCAACGAAGAAACCGCCAUCCGAAUCCAAACAGGGGCGUCCUGGGCCCGCCCUGGGGGCCUCAAUGCCAAACGAAAGCCAACGGAGAUCCGACUAGGGGGAAUGCCACCGCUCGAGGGGAUGAAAUGGAGGAAACAAGGCCUGUUGGCGCGGUCCAGUGGGAAUCCAAGAGAGCAUGACGCGGAGGCAGCGCGUAGCACCCACGACGAGAUUGAGUUCCAAGCCGCCCUGGCAGAUGGGGCAAUACAGUGGAGUUUCAUAAGUUUGAAACCACGAUUUUACCGCCUUGUUUUCACCGCCCUCGCUGUCUACCUCGCCUACCCGAUGCGUUUCUACGCGCAAUAG
Messenger RNA from Penicillium cinerascens, 354 nucleotides. RefSeq lists its product as uncharacterized. The transcript has 2 exons. The coding region runs from base 1 to 354 and encodes 117 amino acids. Lineage: Eukaryota; Fungi; Ascomycota; Eurotiomycetes; Eurotiales; Aspergillaceae. The record is from RefSeq and is a predicted model, not a curated record.